Molecule: messenger RNA, 519 nt
Organism: Trypanosoma cruzi
Lineage: Eukaryota; Euglenozoa; Kinetoplastea; Trypanosomatida; Trypanosomatidae
Exons: 1
Coding region: 1-519 (172 amino acids)
Source: RefSeq, a predicted model, not a curated record
AUGCCGACGGAAGUUGUAAACGCCACAAACGGUCCCUGUAGGACCGAGCUGAUGGGGCAGCUCAUCAGCAACUGUGGCUGCUCGACAGGCUCGGCAUCAAGACCCUCGUCAGCCGUUAGCGCUGUGAACCGCCUUGUGGCGUUUGUUGACGCCGACAGCUCGGCAUCAACGACGUGCAGCUCAGCAGAUGCCGGUGCAUCUGUUUUUCUUCCGCCGUCGACCCGCAUAUCCUUCGACUUCAUUGGAGUGGUUGGAGUAUCGAACGAGAUGCUUGAGGAGCUGUACGAUGCGUUUGAUGUGAAUCGACGCGGUGGCGUGGAGCGUUCUCUGAUGCGUGAGAUGAUGAAAUCCGGCUUCUCCAAUUACGGUGCGCCUUGUGGCGAUAAGGACAUUGACCGGUUGUUUGAGCGCAUUGUGCCGUACAGCGUCCGUCGCCGGAAGGAGGAGGGCAACGAGGAUGAGGAUUUGAUGUCGUUCAAUGAGUUCUGUGCUCUUUUCUUGUCGUGGCUGCGGCUGUGA